Nipponia nippon (crested ibis) is the source of this 2142-nucleotide messenger RNA. NCBI's taxonomy places the organism in Eukaryota, Metazoa, Chordata, Aves, Pelecaniformes, Threskiornithidae. The record is from RefSeq and is a predicted model, not a curated record.
GUCGAAAAAACGACUGACUACCCUUCGGCUGAGUACUCCCUGGUGGAGGAUGUAGCCCUCCACUUCACGUGUUUGAUGGACAGACUGAACGAGCAGCGCCUCUUUCAGCCGGACCUGUGCGACGUGGACAUCGUGCUGGUGCAGCACAAGAGCAUCUUCCCGGCGCACAAGGGGGUCCUGGCGGCCUAUAGCCAAUUCUUCCACUCCCUCUUCACCCAAAACAAGCAGCUGCAGCGCGUCGAGCUCUCGCUGGAGGCCCUCACCUCUCAGGGCCUCCAGCAGAUCCUCAACUUCAUCUACACCUCCAAGCUCCUCGUCAACUCCUGUAAUGUGCAGGACGUGCUGAACGCGGCCGCCGUGCUGCAGAUGAACAACAUCGCCUCCUCCUGCCAGGACCUUCUUGACACCCGUUCGCUCAGCCUGGCUGCCGACAUGGCCCUGCCUGCUGAGGGCUGCGCCGGACCCCCACCCUACUACUGCGAGAUCAAGCAGGAGGUGGAUGCCCCUCAUCCCAAGAUCUAUGCCCGGGAGGGCAAUGACCCCUACUCAGUGCGGGUGGAGGAUGGAGCAGGUGGUGGGACGCUUCCCCCUGGUCCAGCCAAGCAGUACUACAAGGAGGAGAAGGAUGGUGGUCCAGGCGCCGUCUGUAAGAUGGAAGGUGAAGAGUCCGAGGAGGACCUGGACAGCCAGGGCUCGUACAACCGGGAGCAGAUCAUCGUGGAGGUGAACCUCAACAACCAGACCCUCAAUGUCUCCAAGGGCAUGGAGGGGAAGGCGGCUGCCAGCGAGGCGGCUGUGAUGGGGCGGCCUGACGGUGAUGGGCACGAAACGGAGGAGGAUGGGGAGGAGGAGAAUGAGGAAGGGGAGGAGGAGGAAGAAGAGGAGGAGGAUGCAGAGGUGGGCGAGGAGGAGGAGGAAGAACACAGCGAGGAGGAAGACCUGGAGGAGACGACGGAAGAAGAAGACGAUGACGAUGAUGAUGAAGAUGCAUCAGAGGUGAAAAGGGAAAAAGGUGGGCAGCCUCGCAGAGGCAGCCGGGCAUCCAAAGCCACCAAACCUGCCAUGGCAACCAGGUCCCAAGAGAUGGCCAAGGUGGAAGAGGAGGAGGAGGAGGAAGAGGAAGGCCAACGCGGAAGGAAGAGGAAAAAGGAGCAGGAUGGUUUGGGCCAAAAGGUGAAGCUGGAGGAGAAGCAGCACUACCCGUGCAAGAAGUGCCCCCGGGUCUUCAACAACCGCUGGUACCUGGAGAAGCACAUGAACGUCACGCACAGCCGCAUGCAGAUCUGCGACAAGUGCGGCAAACGCUUCCUGCUCGAGAGCGAGCUGCUCCUGCACCACCAGACCGACUGCGAGAAGAACAUCCAGUGUGUGACGUGUGGGAAGGGGUUCAAGAAGCUCUGGUCCCUCCACGAGCACAACAAGAUCGUCCAUGGCUAUGCAGAGAAGAAGUUCUCCUGCGAGAUCUGCGAGAAGAAGUUCUACACCAUGGCCCAUGUGCGCAAACACAUGGUUGCUCACACCAAGGACAUGCCAUUCACCUGCGAGACCUGUGGGAAGUCCUUCAAGCGCAGCAUGUCCCUCAAGGUCCAUUCGCUCCAGCACUCUGGGGAAAAGCCUUUUAAAUGCGAGAACUGCAACGAGCGCUUCCAGUACAAGUACCAGCUGCGCUCCCACAUGAGCAUCCACAUCGGCCACAAGCAGUUCAUGUGCCAGUGGUGCGGCAAGGACUUCAACAUGAAGCAGUACUUCGAUGAGCACAUGAAGACGCACACAGGUGAGAAGCCCUACAUCUGUGAGAUCUGCGGGAAGAGCUUCACCAGCCGCCCCAACAUGAAGCGGCAUCGCCGGACCCAUACGGGCGAGAAGCCGUACCCUUGUGACGUCUGCGGCCAACGCUUCCGCUUCUCCAACAUGCUCAAAGCCCACAAGGAGAAAUGUUUCCGCGUCAGCAACCCCUUGGCUUCGGACACGGCUGCCCCCCAACCUGCUGCCAGCCCGGCUCCGCUGGCCCCCGGCCCCAGCAUCUCCCCUCUGCCCCUGCCGCUGCUUCAUCCCCUUCCACAGACCCUCCCUCCUCCUCCUCACCUACCGCCACCCCCUCCCCUGUUUCCCGCAGGGAGGAUAAAUUCGAACAACAACUAG